UUGAUUCGGAGCAGCCCUGGCGCGUGCAGUCCAUUCCUUCACGGAUCCUCACCGUGUUUUGCGGGACACCCCCGGCUCUCCUUCAGAGCCUGGUCCGCAGCAGCAGCAGCAGCAGCCUCGGGUUGGACAACGCUCCUGCAAGUCAUCCUGACUCCACCGGUUUUUAAAAGCUGUGUGACCCGUGUUGUCGUUUGUUAUCUCCCACCAGUCACGGCAGCGGCUCGAGGACAAGGCGGUACAGUGACAGCACCUGUCUGCGCCCGGUUUCACCAGCAGACACCGGUUUAGCAACUUAGGGAGCUAGCUGCACCAAAAGCACAUGGACCCUCAAAACACCGACAGCACUGAGGCGAAGAUGUGGCUGAACCACGCCAAGACCCUGCGGCUCCAUACCGGGAACCUGGUGAACCGGAGCCGCCUGAAGAAGAAGUGUCCGGGCUCUCCCAGCGAGGAGCUUCAAGACUGCAUUCAAGCUACACUGAGCGACUGGUUUUCCACAACAAAGCCGCCAUCUGAGAACUUUCCAGAUACACUGGACUGCUCCAUUCCCCAGGCAACAGACGCGAUUACACCUGAGGAGAGGGAGGAGGUGAAGGUUUCAGUCAAGCUGUUCCUGUGUGAGUCACUUCAGUCGUCGAUCAGAGAUGCAGUGGAGAUGGCCUGCCAGACACUGGCAGUGUCCCAGCUUGACUCGGUUAUCAUAGCGCCACCUGGGCCCCUGGAGGGUGACGGUCAAACCCUGUCUCACCUUCAGCCAGCCUGGGAGGAGCUGGAGACCUUGGUGAGGAGCCAGCGGAUCGCAGCCAUUGGCACCUCUGACCUGGACAAAGAUCUGCUGGAACAGCUUUACAACUGGGCGCAGGUGAAGCCAAGUAGUAACCAGGUCAACCUGGCCUCCUGCUGUGUGAUGCCUCCUGACCUCACAGCUUUUGCUAAAGAGUUUGACAUUCAGCUGCUCACACACAACGAUCCCAAAGAGCUGAUGUCAGCAGCCACCUUCAAAGAGGCGUUGAAGGAGGGAACACAAGACCUGAACAUCGCCGACUGGAGGCUGGAAUGGGUCCUGCGCUACUCCAUUAUUGUCAAGAGCAGGGGCAUCAUCAAGUCUAAAGGCUACCUUGUCAGUGCAAGGAAGGCAAGCCCCUAGCACUCCCCCGCCAGAGAAGACGACAGGGAUGAAGCCAUUUUUCAUUCACAUACUCACUACACACACAACAUGCAGUAAUGGCGCUGAAUACUGGAUACUGCUAAUCAAAAUGGGUCCUGAAGUCAUUGAUUUAUCUUACAGAUAAGGUUCCAUCGUCUUCGUAUAUGAUUUGUUCAGUUUAACAGAUGCAGGUUUCCAUCAACCUCGUCUCAGUGAGAUCAAAAAUAAAAGAUGAACCCCACUGUCAGUUUGGAGACAAUACUGUGAAACUCUUAAGUUUCACUGUGACCAGUACACUUUUUUACCACCACAGCAGAAGCUUCUUUAACUAUGGAAAAUGUUGGUUGAUCCAAAAUGAAGGUUCCCUGACCCUUUUCUGAUGUGAAGUGCCUCUCAUCUUUUUCUCCUUCUAUCCUUCUACCUGCUUUGUCUCCACUGUGUCUGUGAGAAUUGAGCUUUAAACACGUUAAGUCUGAAUGAAAAGAUUAUGAUUGCAAAAGGGUAGAAAUCUAUUGUUUUUAGUAAAUAAGUAUACCAAACAUUUUGAAAGGAUAAAUGAAAACUAAUAUAGUGUGAAAAAAGUUUUAUAUUUGUGCAGUUUUGGUUGUUACUGCUGUAUAUGACACUAUUGCAUUCCACAAUUAAGAAAAACCAUGCACUUUCACAUUUCAAAUCUAAAUAUAUAUGAGCUGUUUAUUUUACGAUGCAGACUUUUAACUGGUUAAACGGACAACUGUAAGAGUAUAACUUUAAACUGUCAUGUUUUCUAACCAUGCAAUAUUUCUGACGAUGCAUUGAAAUUAAUUCCCCUUAAUGCUCAUAUGAUUCAUUUGACGGUUGAGAUUAGAGCACUGUUGAGAUUAACAGAAAUAGGCCGAUGUCAUCUAUGUGUUGUUAUUCUAUCACUGGAAACUGUGUCUGAACUGAGACGAGGUAGAAUGCUAACUCUGAAAAAGAAGUUAUGUUUAUGAAUCAUGCUAGCUUUUUUCCAGACAGGGUCCAGUUAGUCUCAUGAAGACAAAUUAUCUGUUGCGCUGUAAACAUAUUUAAUGCUAUCUGUAUAUCAUGACCUGGCUUUAUUAAAAUUAUGAAAUGCUCCUUUG
Paralichthys olivaceus (Japanese flounder) is the source of this 2250-nucleotide messenger RNA. It is a transcript of the gene gclm, whose product is annotated as glutamate-cysteine ligase, modifier subunit. NCBI's taxonomy places the organism in Eukaryota, Metazoa, Chordata, Actinopteri, Pleuronectiformes, Paralichthyidae. Gene Ontology annotation, biological process: glutathione biosynthetic process. The record is from RefSeq and is a predicted model, not a curated record. Gene Ontology annotation, molecular function: glutamate-cysteine ligase catalytic subunit binding; enzyme regulator activity. Gene Ontology annotation, cellular component: glutamate-cysteine ligase complex.